Molecule: messenger RNA, 4588 nt
Organism: Hyla sarda
Lineage: Eukaryota; Metazoa; Chordata; Amphibia; Anura; Hylidae
Gene: PFKM
Product: phosphofructokinase, muscle
Exons: 24
Coding region: 258-2603 (781 amino acids)
Biological process (GO): canonical glycolysis; fructose 6-phosphate metabolic process; fructose 1,6-bisphosphate metabolic process
Cellular component (GO): cytoplasm; 6-phosphofructokinase complex; membrane
Molecular function (GO): AMP binding; monosaccharide binding; identical protein binding
Source: RefSeq, a predicted model, not a curated record
UAUAUGAAAGGUACCAUGUGUCUCCUUGCAGUAACAGCAUGUAACAGCGUCAGCAGCUUGGAAUGUGAAUUGCAGCUGACGGAUUCUCUUUAAAAGCAAUUUAACCACUUAAUAUGCUAAAAAAUCUGUAUACAGUGUCUGGUAAUUUAGGACUGAAACAAUCUGGUUCUUAAGGGGUUACGUUCAGAAGGACAUAUAGCCUGGAAGAAGACAGCCUCACGUCUGGAAGCUCCAGUGAGACAGAGACUGAUAAGAAAAUGUUGCACCAGAAAUCUAAUCACCAUGAUGCCCAGACGCUGGGAAUUGGCAAAGCUAUUGCUGUUCUUACAUCAGGAGGAGACGCUCAAGGAAUGAAUGCAGCUGUACGAGCGGUGGUGAGAGUGGGAAUUUACACUGGUGCCAAAGUCUUCUUUGUACAUGAGGGUUACCAAGGACUGGUUGAUGGGGGUGAAAACAUUCGAGAAGCCACUUGGGAAAGUGUCUCAAUGAUGUUGCAGUUGGGUGGUACAGUAAUAGGAAGUGCUCGGUGUCAAGAUUUCAGAGGUCGAGAUGGCCGCCUUAAAGCAGCAUUUAACCUAAUUAAAAACGGAAUUACUAACCUUUGUGUCAUUGGUGGAGAUGGCAGCUUGACCGGAGCAGAUACUUUCAGAGCCGAGUGGAGCGGUCUGCUUGCUGACCUAGUUAAAGCAGGGAAAAUUUCUUCUGAUGAAGCCAAAAAUUCAAGUUUCCUAAAUAUUGUUGGACUGGUGGGUUCCAUCGAUAAUGACUUCUGUGGAACAGAUAUGACAAUUGGGACUGAUUCUGCUCUACACAGAAUCAUGGAGAUAGUGGAUGCCAUUACUACAACAGCACAGAGUCACCAAAGGACCUUUGUCCUAGAAGUGAUGGGCCGACACUGCGGCUACUUGGCCCUGGUAACUGCACUUGCAUGUGGAGCCGACUGGGUUUUUAUUCCAGAAUCCCCACCGGAAGAUAACUGGGAAGAACAUCUUUGCAGAAGACUGAGUGAGACUAGAUGCCGUGGAUCAAGGCUGAAUAUUAUAAUUGUUGCUGAAGGAGCAAUUGAUGUAAAUGGCAAACCUAUCACAUCAGAGGAUGUUAAGAAUCUAGUUGUAAAGCGGCUUGGCUAUGACACGAGAGUCACUGUCCUUGGACAUGUCCAGCGUGGUGGAACACCCUCAGCUUUUGAUAGAAUUUUGGGAAGUCGAAUGGGUGUUGAAGCUGUCAUGGCCUUGUUGGAGGGGACACCAGAAACACCAGCUUGUGUGGUCAGUCUGUCUGGGAAUCAAGCAAUCCGUCUGCCAUUAAUGGAAUGUGUACAAGUGACCAAGGACGUGACACAAGCUAUGAAUGAGAAGAGAUUUAAUGAAGCCAUAAAACUUAGAGGAAGGAGUUUUGAAAACAACUGGAAUGUCUAUAGGACCCUGGCUCACAUAAGACCACCAUCUACUAAGAGUGGAUAUAACAUGGCCGUGCUGAAUGUUGGAGCCCCUGCAGCUGGCAUGAAUGCUGCCGUGAGAUCCGCUGUCAGGAUUGGCAUUAUCCAAGGGCACAGAAUGUUUGCUGUCCAUGACGGAUUUGAGGGCCUUGCUAAAGGACAGAUUGAAGAAAUUGGAUGGGGAGGUGUUGGUGGAUGGACUGGACAAGGAGGUUCACGUCUUGGUACUAAAAGAGUGCUGCCCAAGAAGUACCUUGAAGAAAUUAGUAGAAACAUAAGUAGCUUCAACAUACAUGGACUGAUCAUUAUUGGGGGUUUUGAGGCUUUCACAGGCAGCCUGGAGCUGAUGGAAGGACGUUCCAAGUUUGAAGAGCUGUGUAUACCACUUGUUGUUAUCCCGGCUACUGUUUCAAACAAUGUUCCUGGAUCAGACUUUAGCAUUGGGGCCGAUACAGCCCUUAACACAAUUACUACAACAUGUGAUCGGAUCAAGCAGUCAGCUGCUGGGACAAAGAGGAGAGUAUUCAUCAUUGAGACUAUGGGAGGAUACUGUGGAUAUUUAGCUACCAUGGCAGGCUUUGCUGCAGGUGCAGAUGCUGCUUAUAUCUAUGAGGAGCCAUUCUCUAUACGUGAUUUACAGAUAAAUGUUGAACAUUUGACAGAAAAGAUGAAGACUACAGUGAAACGAGGUUUAAUUUUAAGGAAUGAAAAGUGUAAUGAAAAUUACACCACAGAUUUUAUAUUUAAUUUGUAUUCCGAGGAAGGAAAAGGCAUCUUUGACAGUAGGAAAAAUGUUCUGGGUCACAUGCAACAGGGUGGCACCCCUACACCAUUUGAUAGGAACUUUGGCACAAAAAUGGGUGCAAAAGCUGUACUGUGGAUGACUGGAAAAGUGAAGGAGUGCUCCAGACAUGGUCGUAUAUUUGCCAAUACUGCUGAAUCAGCCUGCUUGCUGGGUAUGCGUAAGAGAAGUCUCGUGUUCCAGCCACUGGUGGAACUAAAGGAAGAAACUGAUUUUGAACACCGUCUUCCCAAGCAGCAGUGGUGGUUAAAACUUCGCCCCAUCCUCAAGAUCCUGGCCAAAUACAACAUCAGCCUAGACACCUCUGAAUCUGCACAUUUGGAACACAUCACAAGGAAGAGAUCUGGGGAAUCGCAUUUCUAGUUUGACAGAAGAUGCAUGUACACGACAGAGGUCCUUACAUCCUAUGGAAUACAGCCAGGAAUUAAAGUGUACCUGUUACCUGUACAUGGUGGAGACAAGUUAUGGUCCCAACUAUGCGGUUACAAAGGCUUGUCUAUUCCAGACACCUAUUUCACUGGGCUGCAACCAUAAGAUAGGAAGCUAUCUACUCAUAUUAAACAUGAAUCAGUCUUAAACUGGCCAUUAAGAUAGUGGUGGCCAAAUAACUGUUCAAAAGACAGCUACACCUACAUUCUUAUCUUAUUUCUAAGGCUGGAAAGAAUUAUUCAUGCUAAGCCCAUAUACAUCUGAUUUUCUGCAGAAUUAUGCUACGUUCCUAGUCCUCAUUACUUUCCCUUUUUAAUGCAGAUUAUUUUUCCAUUUGACAGUGACCACCUCCAAUGUGUAUAGGUGAUGGGUACACUUUUUAAUGGCGAUCCUCAUGUAUUUAAUGUUAUAUUCAUCAUAUUUAUAGUAUUUUUGUUCUUAGCAUGAAAAUGCAUCUUCUCUGUAGAGCAGUGGUCUUCAACCUGCGGACCUCCAGAUGUUGCAAAAUUACAAAUCCCAGCAUGCCCGGACAGCCAACGGCUGUCCGGGCAUGCUGGGAGUUGUAGUUUUGCAACAUCUGGAGGUCCGUAGGUUGGAAACCACUGCUGUAGAGCGUUUAUAGGAAAAAUUUCCCCAUAAGACUUAAAAGCACACAAAAGUUCACUUUUACUGUCAAAGUUGUUGUGGGUUAUGGCACAUCACACACAAAUAACAUGCUGUGUCCAUUGGUAGAUUCAGAUCAUGUUAAUGCAAAUGAAAUAAAAUAUAACUGAGCAGCUUUGAUCUGUCACCAUUAACCCAUUGUAUACUAAAUUAAUGUAGUAACAAAGUUGUUAUAUACAAUUUUCCCAGUCAGUUGUCGGGGGGGAAUUAUAAAUAAUGAGUGCAAUACUUGUUUAGUAUGAAUAAAUCUAAGACAAAAAAAGAAGAGAACUGAAGUGGCUAUUUAUUACAGGUAACUAUUUUACAAAUGAAUUUAAGGGGUAUUCCAGGAUAUUUUUUUAUUUGACUAUGCUACAGGGGCUGUGAAGUUAGUGUAGUUCAUAAUAUAGUGUCUGUACCUGUGUGUGACGGUUUUCUCACAAUUCUUCAGUGAUUUUCGCCCCAAUAUUAAUUUUUACCAGCAUACAAAAUGACUGUUGUCUCAGAUUUUUCCCAGCUUGCAAUGCGGCCGAGACCUGACUCACUAGUCAGCUGAUGACAGGGAGCCUGUCUGCUUCAAUGGGUGGAGGGAUCACUUGGUGGGAGAGGAAUCAAUCUGUAACAGCUGUAGGCACCCUGAUUGAAAACCACACUUAUUUGAAUGGAUGCAGCUCAUUUAUGUUUCAAUAGGUUAGGUGACUGAUGUGUGGGAGGGAGGAAUAUGGAAUUGUGGGAUUUGUAGUCAAAAAAAGAAAAGUCAAACAGGAAAUAUCAGUUCACAAACAGCUAGCCACAGUGUUAUGUUAAUCUCAUGACAUAGCCAUUUAGCCCCAAGACAAGCGCAGAUCCUUCCUAAGCAUGUCCAUUACUGUCUGCCAGGUACAUACUAAAAUCACCUUAUGGUGGAUAACACCUGUAAAUCCUGUACAUGGCUGCACUUGUAUGUCAGAUCUACACCAUGACCUACUAUAAGGCAGUGUUUCCCAACCAGGGUGCCUCCAGCUGUUGCAAAACUACAACUCCCAGCAUGCCUGGACAGCCUUGGGCUAAACUGUAAUAUAAAAUUAACCUCAACCUUCUUUUGAGUCUAAUGAGUUCCCCUGGGUGACCUCCAGCAGUAGCAGCUUAGACCAGCUGGAGUGAUCAAACACCUUAUGCUCAGCCAGAGGAUUAAUUGGAAAUGUAGGCCGCAUUACAGAACCCACAGGAUUGUGCAAUUGCAAACCAAAAUGGAGCUUCAUGCCUUCCCCCAUCAGCAAAAAGAGGUAAAAAAACAA